AUGAUCCUCCUAUUCCAGAUGGUCAUUGGAAUCCUGGGGAAUUUCUCACAUAUAAUUCAUUACAUCUUCUUUUACUUCUAUGGAUGCAGGUCACGGUCCACAGAUUUGAUUCUCAGGCACCUGACUGUAGCCAACUCCUUGACCAUUCUCUCUAUAGGAGUCCCCCAGACAAUGCUUGCUUUUGGGUUAAAAUAUUUCCUCAAUGAUUUUGGAUGCAAACUUGUUUUAUAUCUUCCAAGGUUGGCCAGGGGCAUGUGCAUCUGCACCACCUGCCUCUUGAGUGUCUUCCAGACCAUCACCAUAAGCCACAUGCACUCCACGUGGGCAGAGCUUAAACUAAAAGCCCUAAAAUACAUUGGUCCCUCCAAUAUCCUUUGCUGGAUACUGCACAUGCUGGUCAAUGCCAUUUUUCCCAUUUAUGGGUCUGGCAAAUGGAGCAACAAUACCAUCAUAAAGGAAAAUGUGUUGGAAUACUGUUCUACUAAAAAACAUGACAAAGUCACAUUCUCACUCUAUGCAGCAAUGAUAUCCUCCCAUGAUGUUUUAUGUUUGGGAUUCAUGUCCUGGGCCAGUGGUUCCAUAGUUUUCAUCCUGUACAGACACAAGAAGUGGGUCCAACACAUUAGUAUGAACAACAUCUCCCCUGGAUUCUCUGCUGAGACCAAAGCCACCCAAAGCAUCCUUGUCCUGGUGAGCACCUUUGUAUCAUUUUAUGGCCUCUCCUCCAUUAUUUAUGCUUAUUUAGCUGUUUUUCAUAAUCCCAGUUGGUGGCUGGUGAACAUGUCUGCAUCAAUCACUGCGUGUUUCCCAACAGUCAGCCCCUUUAUUCUCUUGAGCAGUGACCCCUGUGUAUGGAGACUUUGCUAUGUCUGCUGUGGAAGGAAUCCACAAUUUCCAUGUCUCAUAAGAAAAAUAUAA
Messenger RNA from Trichechus manatus latirostris (Florida manatee), 918 nucleotides. RefSeq names its product vomeronasal type-1 receptor 2-like. Gene Ontology annotation, cellular component: membrane. Gene Ontology annotation, molecular function: pheromone receptor activity. Gene Ontology annotation, biological process: G protein-coupled receptor signaling pathway. NCBI's taxonomy places the organism in Eukaryota, Metazoa, Chordata, Mammalia, Sirenia, Trichechidae. The record is from RefSeq and is a predicted model, not a curated record.